AUGGAUAAUUCUUCACAAUCUUCACAAGGAUUCUUGCUGCUCGACUAUAGCCAAGAUAAAUUACAAGAGGAUUUAAUAAAUGUUGAGGACAUGAAUUCAUCAGAUGAUGAAAAAGAACACGACAAUGAUCCCAUUGCAGAAGAUAUACCAAUUUUGCAAGAAAUAAGUAACGAAGAAACUGGCGAUGAAUAUACUGAAGAGAUUCCUGCGAUUAAGUCAAAACAAACUACACCAUGCGUCAUAAUCGAUAAUGAUCAUGGAGAAAUACGACGCUGUAAUAGAGAAUCUGCUAAGGGAUUGCGAAAAUUAAUCGGUGUCUGGGAAAUUGACGAAGAUGCUGUUAAUGAU
This is a messenger RNA of Dentiscutata heterogama, 348 nucleotides long. NCBI's taxonomy places the organism in Eukaryota, Fungi, Glomeromycota, Glomeromycetes, Diversisporales, Gigasporaceae. The record is from the annotation of a GenBank genome assembly.